Molecule: messenger RNA, 1026 nt
Organism: Miscanthus lutarioriparius
Lineage: Eukaryota; Viridiplantae; Streptophyta; Magnoliopsida; Poales; Poaceae
Source: the annotation of a GenBank genome assembly
AUGGACCACGCGGCGGACGCGCACCGGACGGACCUGAUGACCAUCACGCGGCACGUGCUGAACGAGCAGAGCCGGAACCCCGAGUCCCGCGGCGACUUCACCAUCCUGCUCUCCCACAUCGUCCUCGGCUGCAAGUUCGUCGCCUCCGCCGUCAACAAGGCCGGACUCGCCCAGCUCAUUGGGCUCGCCGGCGAGACCAACGGAGAGGAGCAGAAGAAGCUGGAUGUCUUAUCCAACGAGGUGUUCGUCAAGGCCCUCGUCGGCAGCGGUCGCACCUGCGUCCUUGUGUCCGAGGAGGACGAGGAAGCAACGUUCGUGGACCCUAAGCUACGUGGAAAGUAUUGUGUUUGCUUUGAUCCCCUCGACGGCUCCUCCAACAUCGACUGUGGCGUCUCCAUCGGAACGAUCUUUGGGAUUUACAUGAUCAAGGACAAGGACAAUGUCACUCUGUCCGACGUACUGCAACCUGGCAAGGACAUGCUUGCCUCUGGAUACUGCAUGUAUGGCAGUUCCUGCACGCUUGUUCUGAGCACUGGAAGUGGUGUCAAUGGCUUCACACUUGAUCCUUCACUUGGAGAGUUCAUACUAACUCAUCCAGACAUCAAGAUACCUAAGAAGGGGAGGAUUUAUUCAGUCAAUGAAGGGAACGCCAAAAAUUGGGACGUGCCUGUUGCAAAGUUUGUGGAGAAGUGCAAAUACCCCAAAGAUGGUUCGCCACCAAAAUCUUUGAGAUACAUUGGAAGUAUGGUUGCUGAUGUGCACCGUACCUUGCUAUAUGGAGGUGUAUUUUUGUACCCUGCUGACCAGAAGAGCCCAAAUGGAAAGCUCCGUGUCCUGUAUGAAGUUUUCCCCAUGUCAUUCCUAAUGGAGCAGGCUGGAGGUCAGUCCUUCACAGGCAAAGAACGGGCUCUUGAUCUGGUCCCAACCAAGAUCCACGAGAGAUCCCCGAUAUUCCUCGGCAGCUACGACGAUGUGGAGGAAAUCAAAGCGUUGUACGCCGAGCAGGCAAAGUCAAGCUCAGCUUGA